AUGUCUAAUAGCGAACAACAGCAAGCAGCAAGUGCCGAAGCAUCGACUAUUCGUGUUAUAACAGAAACAAGGAACCUCAAAAUACGACCUUUUGCACCAGGAGAUGAUCAGAUUACUACGGGUAAAGCGUGGGACGAUUGGUUAGAAGAAAUCGAACGAGAGCUUCGUUAUUUCAAAAUAAGCGACCCGAUUGACAAGAAAGACGCCCUAAUUAUUUAUGGCGGUAAAGAAAUAGCUAGGCUUGAGAAAAGCUUACCUAAUCCGGCAGGGGAACUCGAUGAAUUCGACAAACUGAGGACAAAACUAAACGACUAUUUCACACCCAAGAAAAACAAACAUCACGCCAGAUAUUUAUUCCUUAAACUCCGACCAAAUCAGGGCGAAACAAUAGCGGCAUAUGCAAGUCGACUGAGAGAGAAGGCUAAUGAUUGUGAAUUCGAAGGGAACUCUGACGAACGAAUCUUAGAACACCUCAUUCAAACGACUCAUAAUCGGGUAUUGAUCCAAAAGGCUAUCAACAAGAAGUGGAAUUUGUCACAAUUUCUCAUGGAAGCGGCGCAAAUGGAGGAUACAUCGCUUCAAGUACGCGAUAUGAAAUUACCCGGACAUGAAGAGGUGAAGUUCGUGAACAACGAGAGACGACAUAAGAGGAGACGAACACCGUAUGUGGGAAAACCGUUGGGACGUCUAACACAGCCAUGUAACUACUGUGGACAAACAAAGACUCACAUCAGUGGAGAGAAUUGUCCGGCGUAUGGCAAGAAAUGCAAGAAGUGUCAAAAGUACAAUCACUUCGCGAUAGUUUGCAGAUCAAGUAAAUCGGAUACGCAAAAAGGCGAUCGGAGAAAAUCGAGUCACGAGCGUGAGAUCGACCAACAAGGUUCCCAAAAGCAAAAACGAUCAAUCAAGAAAAUGUCAGAAGACGCAACAGAUACUGCAACAAGUUCCGAUGACGAAUUUUUCGGUCAAGUGGUAAGACAUCUCAAGCAAGUUAAGAGAAUUCAAGGGAACAAUCAAAACAAGACCGUGACUAUACAUAUUAAUGAUGUUGAAGUCAGAGCCGAACCGGACAGUGGAGCUGAAGUUAAUUUGAUGGAUGAGCACCAAUUCAGGGCACUGGUGAACCGGUGUGGUAAAGACCAACCAACGCUACAACCCAGUCAGACAAAACUGAGUACGUUGCAAAGCAAGCUGGUUGUGAAAGGAGAAUUCAAGGCGACGGUUAAGAAUAGAACAUGUGGGACGGUGGCAAGAUUUGUCGUAGUCAAGGGCAGAAUAAAUUCACCUCCACUUAUCAGCAAGAAUACCUUAUUCAAACUUGGAAUGCUGCAGAUCAGGGAGGAUGGCUCGUUCGCGGAAAAGAACAACAUGAGAAUCGCAGAUCCAGCACAGGGAAUUAAAACAGUCAUGAUGAGUAAAGACUGCAGUCCACGAAUCAAGAAAAUCACAGAUCGGUAUAAUCAAGUGUUCAAAGGCAUUGGGAUGAUCAGAGACAUAAAGAAUGAUAAGAACUUUUAUACCAAAUUUAGUAUGAAGCCAGAAGCAGUUCCAGUUGCUCAAAAGCCGAGACCAGUUCCUUAUUAUCUACAGAAACCCUUGAAGAAAUGGCUGGAACAAUGUAUUAAAGAGGAUAUAUUUGAAGAAGUGCCAGAUGGUGAACCAGUGACAUGGUGUUCGCCACUCGUAGUGCAACCAAAGCCAAGGUUCAGUGGGACAGAUAAGGAUCAACUGGAGCCACAUAUGAUUCGAGCCAGCGUCGACCUAAGAGUACCCAACCAGUUCAUGGAGAGACAUCGCAUAAUUCAAGGGCCCACCGUUGAAGAUUUCAUUUACAAGUUCCACGACUGUUCAGUGUUCUCCAAACUGGAUAUGAGACAGGGCUACCACCAGUUGUUGUUGGAUCCUGAGUCAAGAAUGAUUGCAACCUUCAGCACCCCGUGGGGCAAUAUGAGAGCAAAGAGAUUGAUCUUCGGGGCGAAAUCAUCGCAGGACCUGUUUGAUGAAGCAAUGUACCGGAUAUUUGGGGACAUCCAGGGAUGUCUUAGCCAGCGGGAUGACAUCCUGAUCGGGGGAAGAAAUACUGAGGAGCAUGACAAAGCAUUGGAAACCGUUUUGCAGAGAGCGGCUGAUUUUGGAAUCACAUUCAACCUCGAGAAAUGCCAAUUUGGUGUCAAAGAAAUCGACUUUUAUGGACACCGAUUCACUCAAAACGGACUUAAACCAAGCCCUGAAAAGAUUAGAGCAGUGCAAGAAAGCAAAGCACCUGAGUCAAAAGAGGCUGUGCGAAGUUUUUUGGGUAUGACAAGCUAUUUGUCGAAGUUUAUCCCUCGAUAUUCAUCGAUUACUGCACCGCUGAGAGCAUUAAUACACAAAGACAUUAAAUUCCAUUGGGGAUCGAAGGAAGAAGAAGCAUUCAGAAAAGUUAAAGAGAGCAUCACCAGCGAAAGCACUGUGGCUUUCUUUAACCCAACUAGACCAAUAAUUGUGAGAGUCGAAGCCAGCUAUCACGAGGGACUAUCUGCGGGACUAUUUCAGGAAACCAAGAAGGGACUGCAGCCAGUUCAUUUUAUUAGUCGCACGAUGACGGAAGUAGAGAAACGGUAUAGUCAGACCGAGAAGGACGCCUUAGCAGUACACUGGGCCAAGAACAGAUUUAGUAUUUAUCUCCUCGGAGCACCAAGAUUCAAGAUCAUCACUGCACAUAAGCCAUUAAUUCCACUAUUUAACAAGGCUACCAUCAAGCUGCCCCCAAGAAUUGAGAAGUGGGUGAUGGGUAUGCAGGAUGUUGACUUCGAACUUGUAUACAAUCCAGGCAAGAAUGAAGCAGAUCCACUCGAUUUCCUUUCAAGACACCCACUACCAGAGACAAGUCGAGACACCAUAGAGGAAGUUGUGAAACAGGUUAUUACUGAAGAACAUGCUGUCGUUGUUGAUCAAAUUCUAGAAGAGACGCAGGAAGAUACCCAACUCCAGAAACUGUCAGAGAGAAUCUUAAGAGGAGACUGGGAGCAAUACAGGAAGGAUCCAGACAUCAGUCCUUUCUAUGGUAUACGGUACGAGCUGUACUCUGUCAAUGGCAUUAUUUUCCGGAUGGACCAGAUUGUUAUUCCUACACGAUUACAGAGGAAAGUUGUCAGAGCAGCACAUCACUUAGGACAUCUGGGCAUGACCAAAACUAAACAAAUGCUUCGCGAGAAGUAUUGGUUUCCGACUAUGAAUACAAUGGUGGAACAGAUCGUUGGGCAAUGUUUUGAAUGCCAAGUCACAACAAAGCAACACCAGCAAGAACCAGUAAAACCGACGGCGAUACCGAAGAAACCAUGGGAUGUAAUCGCUGUGGACUUUGGAGGACCGUAUCCCGAUGGCCAUUAUAACCUUUAG
Molecule: messenger RNA, 3381 nt
Organism: Dendronephthya gigantea
Lineage: Eukaryota; Metazoa; Cnidaria; Anthozoa; Malacalcyonacea; Nephtheidae
Exons: 1
Coding region: 1-3381 (1126 amino acids)
Source: RefSeq, a predicted model, not a curated record